Messenger RNA from Exaiptasia diaphana, 1252 nucleotides. Its product is annotated as cilia- and flagella-associated protein 299. NCBI's taxonomy places the organism in Eukaryota, Metazoa, Cnidaria, Anthozoa, Actiniaria, Aiptasiidae. The transcript has 9 exons. Bases 7 to 708 code for a protein of 233 amino acids. The record is from RefSeq and is a predicted model, not a curated record.
AUCAAGAUGGACGAAGAGGCAGUUGGAGCCACUGACAAUAUUGUCACAGAAUUCAAUACUUAUGAAGACUUUCUAGACAGCCAAAUAACGCCUUUAGAUCUUUACUACUUAGAGGAUGAAGAUCUUGCAAGACAACUAGUUGAACUUGGGUAUCGUGGUAGUGGAGAGGUUCUCAAAAGAGAAGAAUUUGAAGCAAGAAAGGAAGCUGCUGAAGCAAGUAGAUUAUCUAAACGAAGCCAGCAAAAGACCUUGGCCAGCUCUGGAAAGGAUAUUAAAGAUACUUUUCUCAAAGCGUUGGCUGAGAGAGAGGAAGCAAAUCGUAGUGGAAAAAUGACAUCAAUAAUCUUUAUCAGGGACAAAAAUUCAAAAGGACAGGAAAUUUCUGGAUAUAUAGACUAUGCACAUAGACUGAAGACAGAGGAUUUUGAGCCAUAUUUUUCAGGACGRCGGMGGCUCCUCCCUCGAGUGUCUGAUUUAAGCUUUUACAAUUGGGAAACGCAAACUGCGACAUCGAAUCCGACACCAAAUUACCAGGUUAUCGCCGAAAACUCCACUGGAUUGCUGUUUAAAAAUAAAAGAGACAGAAAAAUAUUAAAUGUCGACCCAAAAGCUCCAACACCAGGCGAUAAUUCUGCACGAAUAACGAUCGUUACACCAAAAUACACACAAGUCGUCAUGUAUGACCACAUUACAAGACGAAAAACAUAGAAAAUAUAGAAGAAAAUUAGUUUAAAAAGUGUACAAAUUUCAUUCAAAACGUCGCACCAUUUUUUAGUUGUAUGUGUUCCGUGUAAAAUUUUUUUUCUUUUUAUUUUAAUUUUUUUUAUUAUCUAAACUGUAUGUAGAAGGAUAUUAUACUAUUAUAAUCUAAAAUGUAAAUAGAACUUUAAUUGAAGAACUAGACCCUGAUAGCAGGGUGUACUCGUGCCCUAAAGGUGUUGAAAAGUGCUGUCUUAUUCAGUACUUUUUCAAAAUGAGCUCAUUUAAAACUUUUCUUGUAUUUGACCAACCAUGUAAUAUACUGUCUUUCUCAAUUUUCAAAAAUAGUUCGACCGAGUUGACGYUCUAAGGAGGGUCUGGUUUAGAUGUAAAGAAUAGUGCUACUAAAGGCAUGCAGCUCAUCUAUACUUAUAAAUCACAAAGUGAUUUGAAAUCAAACUAUAUUAAGAGAAAAUAUUUGUGAAAGUAACUCCUUGUUGAUUACUUUUCAUGUAAUAUUUAGCAGCUUUUGAAGGAACUAGAUAUACAAUAA